Messenger RNA from Anolis carolinensis (green anole), 7684 nucleotides. It is a transcript of the gene glg1, whose product is annotated as golgi glycoprotein 1. The transcript has 26 exons. The record is from RefSeq and is a predicted model, not a curated record. Gene Ontology annotation, molecular function: fibroblast growth factor binding. Lineage: Eukaryota; Metazoa; Chordata; Lepidosauria; Squamata; Anolidae. Gene Ontology annotation, cellular component: Golgi membrane. The coding region runs from base 42 to 3539 and encodes 1165 amino acids.
GGCCUGGGCCCUGGGCCGGUGGGAGAGGAGUCGCAUCCAAGAUGGCGGCGUGCGGACGUGUCCCGGCGCGGAGCGGCGUCCGGGGCCCCUUCCUGGCCCUGCUGCUGGUGGCCCUGGCGCCCGGGGGGGCCCAGCCCGGAGGCGCGCCCGGGGGAGCCUUCGCCGGCCAGGCGCCGCCCCCGCAGCAGCCCGCCGCCGCCGCCGCCGCCGCCGCGCUCGGGGCCCAGCAGCAGCAGCCACAGCCGCCCCCUCAGCAGCCCGGGAGAGGGCCUCGCCUCGGCCUCGGCGGCGGCGGCGCCUCCUCCUCCUCGUCGUCGUCGGGCGGGUGGAAGCUGGCCGAGGAGCCCGCCUGCCGCGAGGACGUGGGCCGCGUCUGCCCCAAGCACGCCUGGGCCAACAACCUGGCCGCCCUCGAGUGCCUCCAGGACGUCAGGGAGCCGGACAAUGAGAUUUCAUCAGACUGCAACCAUCUGUUGUGGAACUACAAGCUGAACCUGACUGCAGAUCCGAAAUUCGAAACGGUGGCCAGAGAAGUCUGCAAAACCACCAUCUCGGAGAUCAAAGAGUGUGCCGAUGAGCCGAUGGGGAAAGGCUACCUGGUCUCCUGCUUGGUGGACCACAGAGGAAACAUCACGGAAUACCAGUGUCACCAGUACAUCACCAAAAUGACAGCUGUCAUCUUCAGCGACUACCGCCUGAUCUGUGGCUUCAUGGACGACUGUCGGAAUGACAUCAAUCUCCUGAAGUGCGGCAGCGUCCGGCCUGGAGAAAAGGAUGCCCAUUCCCAGGGAGAGGUGGUGGCGUGCCUGGAGAAGGGCCUGGUGAAGGAGGCGGAGGAGCGGGAGCCCCGCAUCCGGGUCUCGGACGUCUGCAAGAAGGCCAUCCUCCGCGUGGCAGAACUCUCCUCCGACGACUUCCACCUCGACCGGCACCUCUACUUCGCCUGCCGGGACGAUCGGGAGCGUUUCUGCGAAAACACUCAAGCUGGAGAAGGACGGGUUUACAAGUGUCUCUUUAACCACAAAUUUGAAGAGUCGAUGAGUGAAAAGUGUCGCGAUGCCUUGACCACACGGCAGAAGCUGAUUGCGCAAGACUACAAGGUCAGCUACUCCUUGGCCAAGUCCUGCAAAAGUGACCUGAAGAAGUACCGCUGCAACGUGGAGAACCUGCCCCGCUCCCGGGAGGCCCGCCUCUCCUACCUGCUCAUGUGCCUGGAGUCCGCUGUGCACAGAGGCCGGCAGGUGAGCAGCGAAUGCCAGGGCGAAAUGCUGGACUACCGGCGCAUGUUGAUGGAGGACUUCUCGCUCAGCCCCGAGAUCAUCCUGGGCUGCCGCACCGAGAUCGAGCACCACUGCUCGGGGCUGCACCGCAAGGGCCGCACCCUCCACUGCCUCAUGAAGGUCGUGCGCGGAGAGAAGGGCAGCCUGGGCGUCAACUGCCAGCAGUCGCUUCAGACGCUCAUCCAGGAGGCAGACCCGGGUGCCGAUUACCGCAUCGACAGAGCGUUGAACGAGGCCUGCGAGUCGGUGAUACAGACGGCCUGCAAACACAUCCGAGCCGGAGACCCCAUGAUUCUCUCCUGCCUUAUGGAGCACUUGUACACGGAGAAGAUGGUGGAGGAUUGCGAGCACCGGCUCCUGGAGCUUCAGUACUUUAUCUCACGGGAUUGGAAGUUGGACCCGGUCCUGUACCGCAAGUGCCAGGGGGAUGCCUCCCGGCUGUGCCACACGCGCGGGUGGAACGAGACCAGCGAGAUGAUCCCUCCCGGCGCCGUCUUCUCCUGCCUCUACCGGCACGCCUAUCGCACCGAGGAGCAGGGCCGGAGGCUCUCCAGGGAAUGCCGAGCCGAGGUCCAGCGCAUCCUGCACCAGCGCGCCUUGGACGUGAAGCUGGACCCGGCCCUCCAGGACAAGUGCAUGAUCGACCUGGGAAAGUGGUGCAGCGAGAAGACCGAGACCGGACAGGAACUGGAAUGCCUCCAGGACCAUUUGGACGACUUGGUCGCCGAGUGCAGAGACAUCGUUGGAAACCUGACGGAGCUGGAGUCGGAGGAUAUCCAGAUCGAAGCCUUGCUGAUGCGGGCUUGCGAGCCCAUCAUCCAGACCUUCUGCCACGAAAUGGCAGACAACCAAAUCGACUCUGGAGACCUCAUGGAGUGCCUCAUUCAGAACAAGCACCAGAAGGAGAUGAAUGAGAAGUGUGCCAUCGGAGUCACGCACUUCCAGCUGGUCCAAAUGAAAGAUUUCCGCUUCUCCUACAAGUUCAAGAUGGCCUGCAAGGAGGACGUGCUCAAGCUGUGCCCCAACAUCAAGAAAAAGGUGGAUGUGGUGAUCUGCCUGAGCACCACCGUGCGCAAUGACACGUUGCAGGACGCCAAGGAGCACCGGGUCUCCGUCAAGUGCCGCAAGCAGCUCCGGGUGGAGGAGCUGGAAAUGACGGAGGAUAUCCGAUUGGAACCAGACCUUUACGAGGCCUGCAAGUCGGACAUCAAAAACUAUUGCCAGAACGUUCCCUACGGCAAUGCUCAGAUUAUCGAGUGUCUGAAGGAAAACAAGAAACAGCUGAACACCCGCUGCCACCAGAAGGUCUUCAAGCUCCAGGAGACAGAGAUGAUGGACCCAGAGCUGGACUACACCCUCAUGCGGGUCUGCAAGCAGAUGAUUAAGAGAUUUUGCCCUGAGGCCGAUGCAAAGACCAUGCUGCAUUGCUUGAAGCAGAACAAGAACAGCGAGGUGAUGGAUCCCAAGUGCAAGCAAAUGAUCACCAAGCGCCAGAUUACACAGAAUACAGAUUACCGCCUGAACCCGGCUCUCCGGAAGGCCUGCAAAGCGGACAUCCCCAAGUUCUGCCAGAGCAUCCUGAGCAAAGCCAAGGACGACUCGGAGCUGGAGGGACAGGUCAUCUCCUGCCUGAAGCUGAAAUACGCAGACCUGCGCCUCUCCACCGACUGCGAAGACCAGAUCCGCAUGAUUAUUGAGGAGUCGGCCCUGGACUACCGGUUAGACCCUCAGCUGCAGAUGCACUGCUCCGAUGAGAUUUCCAACUUGUGCGCAGAGGAAGCGGCCGCCCAGGAGCAGACGGGGCAGGUGGAAGAGUGCCUCAAAGUGAACCUGCUGAAAAUUAAGGCGGACAUGUGCAAAAAGGAGGUGCUGAACAUGUUGAAAGAGAGCAAAGCGGACAUCUUUGUCGACCCCGUCCUCCACACGGCCUGCGCCCUGGACCUCAAGCACCACUGCGCUGCCAUCCCGCCCGGGCGGGGGAGACAGAUGUCCUGCUUGAUGGAGGCCUUGGAGGACAAGCGCGUGCGGCUGCAGCCGGAGUGCAAGAAGCGCCUGAACGACCGGAUUGAAAUGUGGAGCUAUGCCGCCAAGGUGGCUCCCGCGGAAGGCUUUUCGGACCUGGCCAUGCAAGUGAUGACGUCCCCGUCCAAGAACUACAUCCUGUCGGUGAUCAGCGUGGGCAUCUGCGUGCUCUUCCUGAUCGGCCUGAUGUGUGGGCGCAUCACCAAGCGAGUGACACGAGAGCUGAAGGACAGGUAGAGCCUGCUUUGGCCGCCGCUGCUGUGGAGGGAAGCGGAAGGAUGGAAGGAAGGAUGGAAGGAUGGAAAGAAGGAAGGAAGGAAGGCCCUGUCCGCCCACCCACCCGCCCGCCGUUGCCCCGUUUGUACAGCCCUCUCUCUCUGUAUAGUCUCCUGGCCCUCCUCCCUCCCUCUCUCCCCCUCUCUCUCUCUCUCUCUCGGGAGAGCCGUGCGAGCGAAGGCGACAACAAGCGAGCGGCCGUGCGUGCCGGUGGGGUUCCUGCCUCCCCCGCGACGCCUCACCCUCGGACCGCGCUGCCACGCAGCUUCGUGACCCCAUCGUUAGCGACUGUCGUUUGCCUGCCUGUAGACACGUCUCUCUCUCUCUUUCUCUCUCUCUCUUCUUUCUUCUCUCUCUUUCCUCGUUCUCUUGGAACUGCCUUCGCUCUCCAAACCAGACUGACAACCUGCAGCUCGCUCGAGGAGGUUUUUCAAGUAAAUUUUUAAAAAGAUGGCUUCCCGGCGUCGUGUUGGGCCGCGGGCUUUGUGUGUGUGUGUCUGGGAAGGGGGAUGAUGGGCGGGAAGGGCCUCGCUUUGGACGUUGGCUCCACAACCAUCCCCAGCGGAAACAUCUCCUCCGGGAUCCAUCCUUCAUCCGCAAUCAAUCGGCUUCUGUCGCCGUUGUUCUGUUUGUGUGUCUUCUUUUUCCUUAUUUUUUUUGAGCUUCUUCCUACAAUUUUUUUUUGUUUUGUUUUGCCAAAAAAGGCCUUUUGUAGUUUAACUUCCACGUUUGGGAUUAAUAAAGUCAAGCGCUUGUACAGGUUCCCUUUGCAGGAAAAAGGAAAAAAUAGACCGUGCUCCGGUGUGCAACGAGUAAGAAAAAGAAGGGCACUUUGACGGGGCACAUCUGGGAAAGUUUGGAAAGUUGCUUCCAGUUACGUGCAAAUUACUGACACAACACAAGGUGUAUUUAGUAUUAACAGCUGGAGGGAAACUUCUACUGUUUUGGAAUAUCAUUUAAGGGAUUUUGAGUAUCUGGUUAGGACAGCAAGGAAUUGCAAGGAGAAAAAGAAAGCGUUAAAAGGAGAAGGGAAACUAUAUAUUUGCAGAAACAACACACUUGCAGAUCCCUCUUUGUUUUGAGUGCGGGAUCGUUCUUAGUCUUGGGAAAACGGGAAGUAAACCCAGGAAAUAUUGGUGUGUCUAGCUGGGAACCUAUUGAACUGUUGUAGCCUGGUUUUCCCGUGAUCUGGAGCAACUAUCCCCACAUCCCCUCUUCUCUCCACAAUUGCUCCGCGCCCCGCAUUCAUUUUGCAAAAGCCUUUCUGGAAAAGGACCAUUUCUCUGUGACGGGGGGACGGCAACACGGUCUCUUGCGUCCCAGUACUGUGAAUAUUUCCUGCUGCUCUUGAAAUUAGAAUUUAGCUCUCGGAAGCCUGGAUGGAGCUGUGUCUUGUUGUCAUCCGACCGGGAAGGGAGCAACGCAGUCCCACUUUUUAUAUAUAUAUAUCUCCGUAGAUGGCAAACUGGGACGGUUUGCGCAUGGCUUUGGAUGGCGGCAUGCGAAUAGGAACCCGGCCAAGUUGACCUGCCUUUGCUUCUGUUUAUUGACCACCUGGAUCUGGUUGGAAUGAAGCGAACUGUGAACCCAAAAAUGCCAUCUCCCCUAUUCCUGGUACUAUCAAGUCCUCCGAAAAUCGGUUGUGCCAUCAUUGCCCCAAAGAGUGUCCAUCUCCGUGAUAUGUUUCCAAGGGCCUUAGUCUCUCCUAUUUAGCAGGAUCUCCUUCCAAGGUCUUGGUUUGGACGUUGGUGGCUGUGACCCCGUCUCUUCUGCAUCUAAAACCCAGACCAAGAGGGAGAUGUUGUCCCUCUCCCUGAAAAGGCCUGGGGAGGGACCAUGAAUUUGCAAUUAUUUGGAGACUUAGGGAGGCAGCAUAGAGACAGAUCGGGUCCAGAACUUUGGAAGAUAUCAGGAGGAAAACGGUGUUUGUAGAAGUGGUUGAACUUUGUGCUGAAAGAUGCUGAAAAAGGAGAGGCAUGAGGUGUCUUUGUCCAACCACAAUUGCCUUCCCUUGCUCUGAGUGUGAAUGUCGCAUUGGUCACUGAGCAUGGCUGGAUCUAGCUGCGUUCAGGUCUCCUGGGAUUCUUUUGCAACUCGACCUUUGUGUGCAUCCUCAAGGCAAAGCUUCGUUUUUGUCCCUCUGAUGCUACCCAAGUUUAAGAGAGAGCUCUAGCUUUUCCAAGAAGUGUGAGUGCACCAUGAGGGCCUGGUAGUAGAGAUAACCACUGUGAUAGAAGGGCACUGCAUUGAGUUUUUGUAGGGUAAGACACGAGAAAGGGCUGUUGCUGGAAGAAGACUGAAAAGGUUGGGUGCUGCACUUGAGAUGCUUGGGAAGCAGGCACAAAAGUACGAGCUUCUAUCCGCCAUGCUUCUGUUUUGCUUUAGUUCCUCUCUUUGAAGAACUUGUGGUGCUUCUGGCUUUUCUUAUUUCGCUCCGGCGUCCUGGUGCCGAGUGUUGGGAUUGUUCCUCCCAGGAUGAUUUGUUGACGGGCACCAUGGUGUAGUUGGAGCUCUGCUUUGAGAAAAGAGGCAAGAGAUGCAUGAUGAAGGAUGAUGGGAUGCUUUGUUGACAGGCACCAUGACGUUGCUGAAGCUCUUCUCUGAGAAGACAGUCAGGAGAUGUAUGAAGAAGUGGUGUUGUGACCAUUUGGGGAGUUAGCAUCCCUCCUUUGAGACUCUGUGAGGAUGAUGGGAUGAUGAGCACCAUGACGUUGUAGCUCUGCUUUGAGACGCCGUGAGGAUGAUGGGAUGCUUUCUUAACAGGCACCAUGGGGUAGUUGGAGCUUUUCUCUGAGAAGACAGUCAGGAGAUGUAUGAAGAAGUGGUGUUGUGACCAUUUGGGGAGUUAGCAUCCCUCCUUUGAGACUCCGUGAGGAUGAUGGGAUGCUUUGUUGACGGGCACCAUGGUGUAGUUGGAGCUCUUCUCUGAGAAGACAGUCAGGAGAUGUAUGAAGAAGUGGUGUUGUGACCAUUUGGCGAUUUAAUAUCCCUUCUUUGUGACUAUGAGGAUGAUGGGAUGCUUUGUUGACGGUCACCAUGACGUAGUUGGAGCUCUUCUCUGAGAAGACAGUCAAGAGAUGUAUCCCUCUUUUGUAACUCUGUGAGGAUGAUAGGAUGCUUUGAUGGGCACCAUGAUGUUGUUGGAGCUCUUCUCUGAGAAGACAGUCAAGAGAUGUAUGAAGAAGUGGUGUUGUGACCAUUUGGGGAGCUAGCAUCCCUCCUUUGAGAUUCUGUGAGGAUGAUAGGAUGCUUUGUUGACGGGCACCAUGAUGUUGUUGGAGCUCUUCUCUGAGAAGACAGUCAAGAGAUGUAUGAAGAAGUGGUGUUGUGACCAUAUGGGGACCAUCCUAUGAAGAUGAUGGGAUGCUUGGUUGACGGGCACCAUGACGUUGUUGUAGCUCUGCUUAGGGAGCAGAAGUCUUCUCUUUCCACCCGUGCUCAUUCUGCAGGACCAGUUCCUUACCGCCAUUGCUUGUGGACUACUUGACCCCCGGUUUGGCCAGCUACCCUUUCUCUUAUUUCCAGUGCGCUUCCGGAGCUCAUAACUGUGAUUUUUCCCAUUGCAGAUGGACCAAGGCUGGCACGUUUUGGGAAUGAGAGAAGGCCCUGCUGCAGCAACGAGAGAGACAACAAAUGGUUGGCUGACCUUAAGUCCUUUUGAAACAGGUACGGGCAAAAUUUGGCUGUCUAGGUGUUUUGGACUUCAACUCCCAUCAUUCCUAACAGCCUCGGGCCCUUUCCUUUCCCGCCUCAGCCGCUUAAGCGGCUGAGGCGGGAAAGGAAGGGGCCCGAGGCUGUUAGGAAUGAUGGGAGUUGAAGUCCAAAACACCUAGACAGCCAAGUUUUGCCUGUACCUAUUUCAAAACAAACAUAACAUUAACAAGAAGGUCUUCUUCUUCUUUUUGUAAAUUGAUUCAUCCCCGCUUUCCCGUCCCUUCUUUUUCUGUGUACAAAAAAAAAUAAUACUUGGCCAUCCUUUGUUUUUACCAUGUCCAUGCUGUGUAAUUUUUGGAACUGUUACCGAUAACUGAACAUAAUGUGCAUUUUUGUUUUCUUUUCUGUACAGAUGAAAUGCGAGAAUUUAAUAAAAAAGAGUCUGCAGGUUC